This is a messenger RNA of Rhododendron vialii, 4581 nucleotides long. Its product is annotated as pleiotropic drug resistance protein 3-like. The transcript has 24 exons. Gene Ontology annotation, molecular function: ATP hydrolysis activity; ABC-type transporter activity; ATP binding. The coding region runs from base 169 to 4479 and encodes 1436 amino acids. Gene Ontology annotation, cellular component: membrane. The record is from RefSeq and is a predicted model, not a curated record. Lineage: Eukaryota; Viridiplantae; Streptophyta; Magnoliopsida; Ericales; Ericaceae.
AAUUGACCUCAGAUUUCGAAGCAAAAGGUGGUCAAGCAGUAUCUGUAAUGCCGCCACUGGCUAUCAACAACAAAAGUGAGUACUUUUCAGUUGGCACACAAAGACGUACCAAGAGUUCUUCAGAUAAAAUCUCCUUUAGGGAGGCUGCAAGAAAAAACAGUAUUUCAGAUGGAACUAGUAAGUAUAGGAAAAAACAUUCAGUCACCACAUCAGUAUCAUGCUUCUAGUUUUCAAAGCAGUCAUUCUGAUUCAAUAACAAAGGAGGAUGAAGAACUUGAGUUGCAGUGGGCUGCCAUCGAGAGACUACCCGCCUUCAAACAGUUGCGAACAUCUUUGUUUGACAGUGAGCACAGCAAUGGAAGUAGAACAGGAUCUGAAGGGAAGAGAGUGAUUGAUGUCACCAAGCUUGGAGCGUUGGAACGUCACGUGUUCAUUGAGAAGAUCAUAAAGCACAUAGAGAAGGAUAAUCUCUUAUUGCUGCAGAAACUAAGAGAGAGAAUAGAAAGAGUUGAUGUAAAACUACCUACUGUCGAGGUGAGAUACAGAAAUGUAUUUGUGGAAGCAGAGUGUGAAGUUGUGCAGGGGAAGCCCCUCCCAACACUAUGGAACUCUAUUGCAAGUGUGUUAUCUGUUUACACAAAGGCCAUCCAUUGCAAGUCUCAAAAGGCCAAGAUAAGCGUUCUGAAGGGUGUCAGUGGCAUCAUCAAACCAUCAAGGCUCACUCUUCUUCUUGGUCCCCCAAGCUGUGGGAAGACCACCUUGCUAUUGGCCCUCGCAGGACAACUGAACCAGUCUCACAAGGUUAAGGGGGAAAUCUCUUACAAUGGUUACAGGCUAGAUGAGUUUGCUCCUCAAAAAACAUCAGCUUAUAUAAGCCAAUAUGACCUGCACAUACCUGAGAUGACUGUGAGGGAAACAAUUGAUUUUUCUGCGCGCUGUCAGGGUGUGGGAAGUAAAGCAGAAAUUAUGAUGGAAGUUAUUAAAAGAGAGAAAGAAGCAGGAAUUGUCCCUGACAGUGACAUUGACACCUACAUGAAGGCAACUGCAAUUGCGGGCCAACAAAGAACUCUUCAGACUGAUUAUAUUCUGCAGAUCCUUGGACUCGAUAGUUGUGCUGACGUAGUGGUCGGAGAUGCAAUGAAAAGAGGAAUUUCAGGUGGCCAAAAGAAAAGACUGACAACAGGAGAGAUGAUUGUGGGUCCCACAAAGGUUUUACUGAUGGAUGAAAUAUCAACUGGAUUAGACAGUUCCACAACCUUUCAGAUAGUGACCUAUCUUCAGCAAUUGGUGCACAUCACAGAUGCAACAGCAUUGGUUGCACUUCUUCAACCAACCCCUGAAACGUUCGAACUAUUUGACGAUAUAAUAUUGAUGGCAGAAGGGAAGAUUCUGUACCAUGGUCCUCGCAGCCACACACUGCAAUAUUUUGAGGGCUGCGGUUUCAAGUGCCCAGAAAGAAAGGGUGCAGCUGACUUCCUCCAGGAGGUAAUUUCAGAAAAGGAUCAAGCACAGUUUUGGUGCAGAACUGACCUACACUAUAGUUACAUUUCGGUGGACCAAUUCUGCGAGAUGUUCAAAACAAGUUCUCUUGGACAAAGGCUUGAAGAGGAGCUCUCCAACCCAUAUGAUAGAUCCAACAGCCCAAAAAAUUCCCUAUCAUUUAGCAUAUACCCAUUGAACAAAUGUGAAUUAUUCAAAGCCUGCAUGGCUAGAGAGCUGCUUCUCAUGAAGAGAAAUUCCUUUGUAUACGUAUUCAAAACAACACAGCUUGUCGUCACUGCAUUCAUGACAAUGACAGUCUUCAUACGUACUCGGAUGGCUGUGGACUUGGUCCAUGCAGAUUAUUUUAUGGGUUCCUUGUUUUAUGCACUUGUCAGACUUAUGACUAAUGGAGUCGCAGAGCUCUCCUUAACGGUUACUAGACUUCCCGUCUUCCACAAACACCAAUCAUUUUUCUUGUAUCCAGCAUGGGCUUAUUGUAUUCCAGCUUCCAUCCUAAAGAUCCCAUAUUCACUACUCGAGUCUAUUCUCUGGACAUCAAUUACUUACUAUGUCAUUGGAUAUUCUCCUGAAGUAGAACGGUUGUUCCGCCAGUUCCUUCUGCUUUUCUCCCUGCAUCUAGCAUCGACAUCUUUGUGUCGAUUUGUCGCCUCAGUUUUCCAAACUAUGGUUGCUGCAACAACUUUGGGGUCUUUAACCUUGUUGCUAAUGUUUUUAUUUGGAGGCUUCCUUCUUCCAAGGCUUUCUUUACCCCCUUGGUUGAGGUGGGGCUUCUGGAUUUCGCCAAUGACAUAUGGGGAAAUAGGGCUUUCAUUGAAUGAAUUUCUCGCUCCACGUUGGCAGAAGGCUACAGGAAACAUGACUAUAGGGCAGAGUGUUCUAGCUAGUCAUGGCCUGAACUUUGAUGGUUACUUCUAUUGGAUAUCAGUGGGGGCAUUGAUUGGAUUCAUGAUUCUGUUUGACCUCGGAUUCAUCUUGGCCUUAACUUACUUAAAACCUCCGGGAAUGUCUCAAACUCUUAUUUCUAAAGAGAAGUUAUCUCAACUGCGAGGCAAAGAAGAUCAUAAAAAUAGAGAACUGGGGGAAUGUGCUUUAGCUCAAGCCGCCUCUUCCAAAACAAUUGCCCAACAACCAAAAUCGGGUCAUGUAGUCCUACCUUUUGAGCCAGUAACGAUGACAUUUCAAGAAGUGCAAUAUUUUGUCGACACCCCUCCGGAAAUGAGAGAACGUGGCUUCAAACAGAAAAAACUUCAGCUGCUUCAGGAUAUGACGGGCGUAUUUAGGCCUGGGAUCCUUACAGCAUUAAUGGGUGUCAGUGGGGCAGGUAAAACAACCUUAAUGGAUGUUCUUUGUGGGAGGAAAACCGGAGGCACUAUUGAAGGUGAUAUAAGAAUUGGAGGGUAUCCCAAAGUACAGAAGCUAUUUGCUAGAAUAUCCGGCUACUGUGAGCAGAACGACAUACACUCUCCACAGAUCACCGUUGAAGAAUCAGUAAUAUACUCAGCUUGGUUGCGAUUACCGGCCCAGAUUAAUCCAGAAACCAAAGCUAAAUUUGUAGCACAAGUUAUUGAAGUAAUUGAGCUUGAUGGCAUCAAAGAUUCUUUAGUUGGAAUUCCUGGGCAAAGUGGUCUUUCAACUGAGCAGCGCAAGAGAUUAACAAUUGCAGUGGAGCUUGUUUCCAAUCCCUCCAUAAUCUUCAUGGAUGAGCCUACAUCAGGUUUAGAUGCUAGAGCAGCGGCAAUAGUCAUACGCACCGUGAAGAAUAUAGUUGCUACAGGAAGGACAACGGUUUGCACUAUUCAUCAACCAAGCAUUGAUAUUUUUGAGGCAUUUGAUGAGUUGAUUCUAAUGAAAAGGGGAGGACAAAUCAUCUAUUCUGGAAUCUUGGGUCAUCAUUCAAGUAAACUUAUAGAAUAUUUUGAGGGUAUCAGGGGAUUGCCAAAGAUCAAGAACAACUACAAUCCAGCAACAUGGAUGUUAGAAGUCACGUCUGCAUCAGUAGAAGCCGAGCUUGGUUUAGAUUUUGCCACCAUUUACAGAGAAUCACCACAGUAUCAAAACACUGUCGAGUUGGUGAGACAGGUCAGCAAGCCACCACCAGCUUCAAAAAGCUUGCACUUCCCCACUCGUUUUCCACAGAAUAGCUGGGAACAGUUUUUGGCAUGCCUUUGGAAACAACACUUAUCCUAUUGGAGAAGUCCGGAAUACAACUUGGUGCGGUUCACAUAUAUGAUUGUCGCAUCUGUGUUGUUUGGGGCAGUCUUCUGGCAGAAAGGGCAAAAUAUAAACAAUGAGCAAGAUUUGAUGAGCAUACUUGGAUCAAUGUUUAUUGCUGUCAUUUUCUUGGGCAUAAAUAACUGUUCAACACUACUACCAUAUGUGGCCACUGAGCGCACAGUAUUGUACCGGGAAAAAUUUGCUGGGAUGUACUCAUCAUGGGCAUAUUCAUUUGCACAGGUGGCCAUUGAAGUACCGUAUACCUUAUUUCAAGCAAUUUUGUUUGUGGCCCUUACCUAUCCGUCAAUAGGAUAUUACUGGUCAGCUUACAAGGUCUUCUGGUACUUCUACGCCACGUUUUGCACCUUCCUGUAUUUCGUAUACCUUGGGAUGCUGAUAGUCUCAUUAAGCUCAAAUGUCCAAGUAGCUUCCAUAUUGGCAACUGCAGUCUACACAAUACUGAAUCUUUUCGCAGGCUUCCUCAUGCCAGGACCGAAAAUUCCUAAGUGGUGGGUUUGGUGCUAUUGGAUUUGUCCUACAUCUUGGUCCCUGAAUGGCCUUCUGACAUCACAAUACGGAGAUGAGAACAAAAAGAUACUGAUAUUUGGGGAGCCAAAGACAAUUAGCUCCUUCAUUGAAGAAUUUUAUGGCUUUCGUCAUGAUCAUUUAGGUCUUGUUGCUUUUGUUCUUCUUGCUUUCCCAAUUGUCUAUGCGUCUCUAUUUGCAUAUUGCAUAACAAAAUUGAACUUCCAAAGAAGGUAAAAACAUAAUGACUCGAACAAUAACAGCUGGGGAAUAUCCUGAUGCUCUACUAAAACAUAAUGUAUUGACCAUGGUUUCAUUAUAAACAUCUGCCAUUCUGUA